Molecule: messenger RNA, 3762 nt
Organism: Macrosteles quadrilineatus (aster leafhopper)
Lineage: Eukaryota; Metazoa; Arthropoda; Insecta; Hemiptera; Cicadellidae
Exons: 24
Coding region: 1-3657 (1218 amino acids)
Molecular function (GO): iron ion binding; oxidoreductase activity; FAD binding
Source: RefSeq, a predicted model, not a curated record
AUGCCAGAUUCAGAUUGUCUGGAGAAAUACUUUACACCUAGCAGUAUUAACACGUUCGCUACUGAUCACCACAUAUUUGCAACGCUGCGGUCAUUGCCAUUGCCCGAGCAUGUAUCUAGCGGCGAGGCAGCCGCGGCCGGGACUGCAGUGACGUCACCGCGCGCAGUCCGCUCUGUCUGGCCCACCUCUUUUACUCCAUACAUCUUGGCCUCAGUGGUGGGUGUGCCGGGGGAUCUGUCUCUCAGCUCCUACAUCAGGGACCAUGCUGGUCUGAAGGGCACAAAGGUCAUGUGUCGUGAGGGCAACUGUGGAGCUUGUGUAGUCUCUCUGGAGCUGGUCAAUUCUGCCACUGACAAACGGAAAACUGUCGCUGUCAACUCGUGUAUAUAUCCGGUGUACGCAUGUCACGGUCUCAAAGUGACCACAGUAGAAGGUAUCGGCAGCAAGGAGACAGGAUAUAACGAGGUGCAGAUCAGGUUGGCUAACUUCUACGGCAGCCAAUGUGGCUACUGCAGCCCUGGAUGGGUAAUGAGCAUGUACAGUUUGCUACAGUCCAAACCAGGUGCAACCAUGAAAGAAAUAGAAGAAUCAUUUUCUGGAAAUCUGUGCCGAUGUACAGGUUACCGGCCGAUCCUAGAUGCAUUUAAGAGUUUCGCAUCUGAUAGAAACAAAGAAUUGACACAGAAAGUGAUAGAUAUUGAAGAUUUGAUUGUAACUUGUCAAAAAGGUAAAACCUGCAAAAAGAAGUGUGAUCCAGAAGAUUGUGAGUGGGAGGAGAGUGAUGCAGAGUUCGUAGAGAUGGCGUUGGCUGCCCCGUCCUUGAGACUAACUUGUGGCGGACAUGUGCAGUGGUACAAGGUGGACAGUGUUAAUGAGAUAUUUGAGAUCUUCACCAUGAUAAGUGGCACUUACAUGCUGGUAGCUGGCUUUACCAGUCGAGGUAUUUUUAAGUAUGAAAAAACUCCUGAUGCCUACAUAGACAUAAAUGGUGUAUCUUUCCUCAAAGAGCACUGGUACCAAUCAGACGGGCUGUAUUUGGGUGCCAAUGUAACGCUGUCUGACACUGUAGACAUUCUCAGACGAGCUGCACAGGACCGGCCGGGUCAGUUCUCAUACUUGCUGGAGCUAGCGAAACACGUCUGGAAAGUUGGAAAUGUUGCUGUAAGAAAUAUUUCACCAAGAGCUCAGAAUGCAUUAGCAUACCUAAAUGCUGGGUUCAGAUUCAAAGUUAACAAAAGUAAUGGAUAUCAAGUUUUGGAACGACCUAGCCUGGUGUAUGGAAACAUCAACUCAUCCUUUGUUCAUGCUCGAGCAACCGAAGAUUAUUUAAACGGAAAACAUUUACUUGACGUAGUAGUGCUGCAGAAAGCCUUGACAAUUCUUGGUACAGAACUGAAACCUGACCGUGACCAGAGAAACUGCAGCCCCCUCUACAGACGAGGUCUUGCCCAGGCUCUACUGUACAAGGCGGUGUUGAGCCUAAGUCCAGAUAACAUUGCUCCCAAAAUUCGCAGUGGUGGGGAUGAUCUAGUACGACCACUGUCCUCAGGCAAGCAAGAGUACUCUUGUGAUACGAGUCAACCACCUCUCUAUCAACCACUCCCUAAACUGGAAUCACUUAUCCAGUGCUCAGGAGAAGCAGAAUACAUACCUGACAUCCGUUCAUCAGUGAAAGAUCUUUACGCUGCAUUAGUCUUAGCCAAGCAAGGGCCUGCUAAACUUGCAAGCAUAGAUUCAUCGAAAGCCUUAUUGUUUGCAGAGAAAGUGGUGCAGUUUGCGGGACAGCCUGUAGGUCUGGUAGUGGCUUGUAGUCAACAACUGGCGGACAAGGCUGCACAGCUGAUCAGUAUCAACUACACAGACCAGACGACACCUGUACUGGACGUAGAGGAGGCAGUCAAGAAACAUGACACUUCCAGAGUCGUGUUCAGACAAGGGAAAACUGCCGUUCCAAAAACUGGAGUUACAAAAGUAGUGAAAGGAGAUUACAGACUGCCAGGACAGUACCACUUCACACUGGAGACGUUGACUUGCUUGACAGUCCCGGUUGAUGAUGACAGUUUGGACGUCUUCUGCUCCUCUCAGUGGCCUCAAGCUGUGCAGGAGAGCGUGUCUCUGCUGCUCAACAUACCAGACAACAAUAUCAAUGUGGCAGUGAGCAGACUAGGAGGCUCGUAUGGACUGAAGGUCUCCCGUGGUAGUCUGGCAGCUUGUGCUUGCAGUCUAGCGGCCUGGCUGCUGCAACGUCCUGUACACAUGCUACUCUCUGUGGAAACUCAAAUGGAAGCUGUCGGGAAAAGAUACCCUUGUUAUUUCACUUAUGAGGCUGGUGUCGAUGGUGAGGGAGAAAUUAAGUAUCUCCAUUCUCAGUUUUAUGAAGAUGCAGGAAUCACUUUCAACGACAAUGUUGUGCCACAAGCAUUCAAAGCUUUUUCAAAUGUUUACAACACCAGUACCUGGGGCACUAAGAUGUAUGAUGUAAAAACUGAUAAACCAAGUAACAUAUGGAGUCGUGCUGGAGGUUCCCUGGAGGCCAUCACGAUGGCUGAGCAUGUGAUGGAGCACAUUGCCCAUGAGCUGGGCAGAGAUCCGCUGUCUGUGAGAAUGUCCAACUUGAACUUGAGCUAUCCCAUACCUGAUCUUAUAGCUCAACUCAUCAAGAAGUCUAAUUUUGAUGCCCGGAAAUCAGCCAUAGACGAUUAUAACAAGAAAAAUCUGUGGAAGAAAAAGGGAAUAUCCUUAGUUCCAAUGAGAUUUCCAGUAGAGCUAGUAGGAAACUAUCAUGCAACAUUAUCAGUCUAUCAAAAAGAUGCAACUGUCCGAAUAAGCCAUGGUGGAACUGAGACUGGACAAGGAAUCAAUACAAAGGUUGCACAGAUUUGCGCCGCAUUAUUUAAAAUUCCCAUUGAAUAUGUGUUUGUAACAAAAACAAACAACUUAGUCUCUGCAAACGAUGCUCCUGCUCAAAACGGAUUCUCAGAUGAAAGUGUAUUCUAUGCAGUAGAACAGUGUUGUCUGGAACUGCUGAGACGCCUGGAGCCAGUCCGACAACCUCUAGGCGACCCAGACUGGCUGACUCUCAUCAGAGCUGCAUUCAACCAGUACGUCAACCUCAACGUCUCAUACAUGUAUUCAGCUGAAAGUGAUCUUAAAUGUUAUAAUGUUUUUGGAGCUACAGCUCUUGAGGUUGAAGUGGAUAUUCUCACAGGAGAAUACAGGGUGAUCCGAGCAGACAUUCUAGAGGAUGUUGGCAAAAGUCUUAACCAGUUCAUUGACAUCGGUGCAGUAGAAGGAGCAUUUGUAAUGGGUUUGGGAUAUUUCACUUCGGAAGAGCUCAAGUAUGAUGCCAAGACAGGGAGUCUACUCACAAAUAGACCUUUGUUCUACCAUAUUCCUGGAGCCAAAGACAUACCUACAGAUUUGAGGGUUUAUUUAUUAAAAAAUGGAGAUAAUCCUGAUGGCGUUCUAAGAUCCAAAGCUGUUUUCCAACCCCCACUUUGCCUGGCAUCUGCAGUGAUGUUUGCAAUCAGGCAGGCACUUACCUCCGCACGCUCGGACCUAGGCUUGCCUUAUAAGUACCUCAAAAUCGAUCCACCAUUUACUGCAGAAAGAUUGGUUACACACUUGAACAUCGAUGUUAAGCAAUAUUUGCUAUGAAGCCUCAUAUCCACAAUGAAAAGAUUCUAAAAAGUAAAAAUCAUUCACUAUUCUUUAUAUAAAAACGUGGUUUUUCAAAACUUGAAUAAAGUGCAAAUGGAAUAA